AUGCGCCGCACCCCACAGCGGUCUCGUCCAGCCGACCCUCCUGUCGCAACCCCUCGUACCAUCGAACCACCCACCAAGAAGAUCUUCAACUGCAUCGCCGACGACUCCGCCUUGCUCGCCGGCGCAAAGAAGAGUACCCGCGACGGCAUUCGCAAAUGGAUCGCCAACGGCCAGAUUAGGCUUUUCGUGCCCCUCUACACGCUCGCCCAAACCACUCGCCUGAAGGACGGAAAUGGUCGCAUUAGCAGCGACGCCGAAGACGCUCUGGUUUGGCUGGACGACGCCACCAGCACUUAUCCCCAUCUCGUCACACUUCAAGGCGGUUUUGAGAAAUUUGAGACUUGGGCAGAAGUCGAGAAGUUUGCUCUACCCAGAACGCUGUUUUCCGAAGGCGAUGUCGACGAUGAAGAGGUGGAUGGCUUUACCGACGAACUCGCUCAGAACACCGAGACCAAACUCGCCAUACGCGACGCAAACUUAUCCAUGAGCUCCGCCGACACUGAUGGCUCCCGGUCAGCAACUCCUUCUUCUGGACACACCGCUCGUAGCUCUGUUAGCCCAGAACCUCCGACUCAGUGUCCUCCUAAGAGCCGUGUCCGCUCUCGCGCGUCCAAGUCCCCAGCCAAGAAGACCACACCAGAUUCCUCCUCAACGUCUGGCGUUCCUUCCCAUUUGCGCCCUCUGUUCAACUAUAUCCUGUGGCGCAUUCACCAAGAGUUGGACCCAGUUGCUGCUCUGGAAUCCUUCAUCUUUUUGACCGAUGACCCGACCAAGACCAAGCUCGCUCAGCGCUUCGGCAUCCGCACCAAGAGUCUCGCCGACAUUCGUUAUGUCGUUGCAAGGGAAGAGCGUGAAUUUAAGAAUAGACAGCUCGUCCAGCGCAAGGAGAUCGAAAACAACGUCGUGCUAGCACAUCCAGAUGCUCGUACCACUGCCGCGCCAGCUGUCCAAGAGGAAGAAAAAGUGCGCCCAGAGCUUCUGCCUGUUGAUGAAAGACCUGCUGCAGUCAGCGAGGAAGACGAGGAUGAGGUUCUGCUGAAGCGUCCACCUAAAGCUCCCGCAGCCAUGCUUGCUCAACACAAGUCGCCCAAAUCUGGAAACAAGGCUAUGGACCCAAACCAGUUUUCACGUGGAGCUCAGACUCACACUCGCGGAAAUGCUCGUGGUGGUGGUUUUAGAGGCAACUCUUCUCGCGGUCGUGGUGCCUCGUUCACACCUACGCCUGCAGGAAGAGGCAGCGCUCCGGCAAAGCUGGAUCUUACACCCACCACUAACGGCAACGGACCCAUCGAUCCUAAUUCCUUCACUCGUCCCGCUGCUAACACUAAUAAGUUCAGAGGUGGCCGCAGACUCUGGGUCCCUACUUAA
Molecule: messenger RNA, 1368 nt
Organism: Aureobasidium melanogenum CBS 110374
Lineage: Eukaryota; Fungi; Ascomycota; Dothideomycetes; Dothideales; Saccotheciaceae
Exons: 2
Coding region: 1-1368 (455 amino acids)
Source: RefSeq, a predicted model, not a curated record